AAAAAUACUCAAAAAUAGAUCUCACAUCAUACCUUAAUACACGCUAGCAAACCAUUUCCCAAGUUAGGACCCCAGGUCCUUAAAUAAUUGUUAUGACCAGUCAAAGUCAUAUUAUUAAUUUAUUAUACAUAAUCCGAACAGACUUUGUCGUUGUUGGCCUCUAGUGUAAAGCUUAAUUAAUUCAUCAUAUCUCUCUAUACCUACCAAAGAAAAAUAAAACAAAGGCAUAAGAAAUUUAACUUUAGUCCUCAAGCCAUGUCUUCACCAUCUUCUUCUUCCUCUAGCUAGUACUAAUUGCUCUUCAUCCACUUCUUCUUCGAUUGAUCCCAUGGUGGCCUCUUCCGGCAGCUGCGUGUACUACGGGCCAUGGGAGUACGACGUGUUCCUGUGCUUCCGUGGCGAGACGCGUGGCUCCUUCACCAGCCACGUCAUGGCCGCGCUGUCGGAGAAGAAGAUCCGGACCUUCAUCGACACCAUGCUGGGCAAAGGAGAGAGCAUAGCGGAGCUUCUUUCCGUCCUCAAAAGAUCGGCGGUGUCGGUGAUUAUAUUCUCCGAGAGGUUCGCCGACUCGCCCUGGUGCCUCGACGAGGUGGCCACCAUCGCCCGGAGCAUGAAGGAGUUCGGCCACCGCGUGAUCCCGGUUUUCUACAACGUCGACCCGUCGGAGGUCGACGGCGACACGGGAAGCUACGCCGCCAUGAUCGAGAAGCACUCCGGCGGUCGGUACGGUGACCCGAAGGUGAAGUUGAAGUGGAGGGAUGCGUUGAAGGAGAUCGUUGAUAAGGCCGGCCUUACUUCUCACGAGAUCAGGUUAGACUCGCAAUUAAUAAAGGCAAUUGUAGACAACGUGCUGAAAGAGCUAAUCAACAUGUCUCCAAGCCUCGAGCCAAAAAAUUUAGUGGGCAUUGAUUCUCGUGUGUGGGAGGUGGAGCGACUGCUCGAUGUCAACCGCUCCGACGACAUUCGAAUUGUCGGGCUCUGGGGGAUGCCUGGUAUUGGCAAGACCACUCUAGCUCGAGCCUUAUACAGACGACUCACCAAUUUCUCCAAAGAAGACGGCUACAAGCACUAUUUCGUCCCAAAUAUCAAUGCCAAAUGGAAAGGGCAACGAGAUGGCUUGGAAGGACUACAAAAGGAGCUUUACUCAACCCUCAUCUCCGAGCAGGACCAAAACAUCACCAGCCGAGACUUGGAAACAAGUUACCGCAGGGCUCGACUAUCCCGGUUGAAGGUUUUCAUUGUCCUGGACGACGUUGAAGUUUUGUCCCAACUAGAAAGCUUACUCCUCGGUGAUUUAUUGAAUCUCACGAAGUUGUUUGCGCUAGGGAGCAGAAUUAUUGUCACGACGAGGAACAGGAAAGUUCUUGAAGUUGCAAUGGCUAGGAUAUACCAUGUGGAGCAACUAAGCCCUCAAGAGUCGCUUCGAUUUUUUAGCAUGUACUCUUUCAGACACGAGACACCACCAACCAGCAUAAGGUACCAGUCAGUUACAGCAGUCGGAUAUUGCCAAGGAAACCCUUUGGCUCUUAGGGUUUUAGGGUGCACGCUCUUUAGGAAGAGCGAGAGUUACUGGCAAAGUUUCUUGGAUGGGUUACGGAAGAAUCCAAAGCGGGAGAUUCACGAUGUUCUAAGGAGGAGCUACGAUGAGCUCGGAGGGGAUGAGAAGAGGAUGUUUCUUGACAUUGCUUGUUUCUUCCGUAGGAAUUACUCCAAUCGAGUGGAGGAUCUUAUUGAUAAGGCAUUGUUGAUAUGUGAACACCAGUCCAAUAGCAACGACGACGAGUUGAUCAUUGAGAUUCAUAAUUUGCUACACGAAAUGGCUUGGAACAUUAUUAGUGAGGAAUCCGAUCUUGGGAACCGCAGUCGUCUUGAGAAUGCAGAGGAUGUCCGCAAGUUACUCACUGCACGGAAGGGAGCGAGAACUACAGAAGGCAUAAACUUGGACUUGUCUAAAGCAGAAGAGAUGCACUUGGGAUCCGAUGCAUUUUUGGGGAUGGAUCGACUUAGAUUUCUCAAAUUCUCAUGGCCAGAUUCUUCGUCGUCUUCAUCCAAAAAUAAUGCACGUACUUGCAAGAUCCAUCUUUCGGAAUCUGGCCUGGACUUACUCCCUCAUGAGUUAAGGAUGCUAUGGUGGGAUGGAUUUCCUUCGUCAUCUUUGCCUUCAAACUUCUCUCCUAACAGCUUGGUUGAACUUUGUAUUCGCCAUAGCCCUCUUGUACAAUGUUGGGAUGGAGUUCAGGACUUUGUGAAUUUGAGGUGGUUUGACCUAUCUUAUUGUGCCAACCUCAUCAUCGUCCCUGAUCUAUCGAAAGCCACACAUCUGGAAUCUCUCAAACUCACAGGAUGCAAGACCAUAGUUGAGCUACCCUCCUUUGUCGAAUACCUGGACAAGUUAACCUUAUUAGACCUCGGAGCCUGCGAAAAUCUAGAGAUCAUCCCACCUAAACUAGACUCCAAACACCUCAAACACAUAAUUCUCUAUGAUUGCAGGAAAAUCAACCAGUGCCCCGAGUUCACAAGCAACUGGGACACCCUAGACGUGCGUGGCACCCCAAUCACAACCCUCCCUAUUGCAAUCCACAAAGUCAAAGAAGCCCGAAAGCUAAGCCUCCACGGUGAAAGCAUAACCAGCUUGCUAGAUGGAUUCUCUGCAUCCAUCAAGGAGUUUCGACUGUGCCACACCGCCAUACAAAAGAUAUUGCCAAGCGAUCAUCAUGAUUUUCUUCUUCCGAGAAUCUCUCGUUUGGAGCUGGUCGGGAACUCGAACCUUGCCACCUUAUCCAAAAACCUCUGGAAAAUGGUGACAAAAGAGCUCCUCAUCAUGGACUCCCAAAUGUUGAAAACAAUUCCAGAAAUCUCGAUCGUCGACUCGAGCUUGAAGGUGCUUGUAGUAGAAGACUGCAGAGCUUUCAGGCGCCUUCCUUCCAGCAUCAGCAACCUCAAGUCGUUGGAGGUACUAGCUUUGAUUGGUGCAGCUGUCAGAAUGUUGCCUUCGUCUAUACAAGAACUGGACCAGCUUCGCACGCUGGACUUGACUAAUUGCAAACUGUUGGAGUCUAUACCCGGUGCGAUCAGCAGGCUCGAUCGGCUCUCUCAACUCUAUCUACUGGGCUGCGAGAGCCUUCGUUCUUUGCCCGAACUUCCGCUCAAAGUGAAGCUUUUAGUCGCCAGUAAUUGCAAGUCGUUGCAAACAGUUUCGAGCAACAACUUUAGCAAGCUCCAUUUCUUGAACCUCAACUUGGUGGGUUGUCUCCAGUUAGACCGCAAGUUGCUCCGAAGAAUGCUGGCGAAACUGCCGCUCCAGGAUGUCUCUCAACGAACUUUGUAUGGUGGUGGUGCUGGAGGUGAGAUACCUCCGUCAACGGUAUUAUACCCAGGGAGCGAGCUUCCAGAAUGGUUCCCGAAUAAAAGCAUGGGACAUUUCGUGACGGUUCCUCUGCCGAGAAACUGCAAGAGACUGAAGCUAUUUGCGUUCGCCGUAGUCUAUUCUCCGGAGCCGCCUGUUUCCGGCGACGAAGAGAAGACCGAUAUGCACAUGCACAUUUCAAGCGAAUGCUUCACGAAACCCGGCUGUGGUGGCGGCCACGGGUGUGGUGGGAGCGAUGAAUUGGUUGUUGGCGGUGGCUCGAGUACUAGUACCGAUGCGGUGGCGUCGUGGAAUAUAUGUAUGAAUGUGAUGGGAAGCUUCAACGGCGGUGUGGCCACCGACCAUGUCUUUCUGUGGCUUCACCACAGAGCUGGAGAAGAUCGAGAAGACGAGGAAGAGGAAGGGAAAGCUUGGUAUCUGAAGGAUUCUGGACGAGACGUUUCGUUCCGUUUCAGCCUUCAACUGAAACGUGGAGAGAUGAAGCCCUGCCAGAUCAAGAGGUGUGGCGUUUCCCUUGUGUUUCAUACUAAUUUUGGAAAUCUUUGAUUAUUACAUCGAUAAUUGUGUUGGAAUGUUGAUAAUAAUUGACCCCUUAGUGCUAGCUUGAAGAUCAUCUGUGAUUUAAAGCUCCAAUUUAGUUAUAAUGGGUACACGUACGAUUGUGGUCUGUAUGGAACAUGAAGUUCCCAUGUAUGUGUUGUUAAUGUGGAGAGGCCUUGCGGUUAGGUUAGUGACUUACCACAUGUGGUUGUGCAAGUAAAUGGUAUAAAAUUUAUUCUAUUACUACUUGAUAUGAUAUAAUUUUCAUUUUCUUAAGGUUUUGACGUUGUAAGAAUUUUUUUUUUAUGAAUGACGAUACGUUGUAAGAAUAUUGACAUUAUAGGAAUCUUGAUAGUAAGGAUUUCGCCUUUUUAUUAGGCUGAUAUAUGUUUACUUUUUGUAGUCAAGUGUUAUUUAAAGAAUUCGAACCUAUAACCUACUUGUUCAUUGUCAUAAACCCUACUCUAACACGCCCCCUCAAACGAAAGCCAACUCACGGGAUUGAAGUUUGCACUUUGCACAUGCCCACUAUACCUUGUGCUUUAAUCAACUGUUAAUAUUGGGGCUCAUGGAGUUUCGAACACACGACCACUUGGUCAAACCAGCUCUGAUACCAUUUCAUAAACCAGUUUGUUCCAAUAACUCGAGUUGUUGGGAGAAGUUUAUGCUGGAUUUUAUACCAUACUCUAACAAAACUAGCGGUAUUAUCACUAGACCAAACUCUUGCUUGCUAGAAACAUGUUAGUUGAAAUGUUUUAAGUUUUGAUCGACAUAAAAGAAAGUUUUCAAAUUAAAUAAAUACAGCUAGUAGGAUAUACUAAACGAAAAUUGUUAUUCGUGCGAGGAUAUAUUAAAAGGAAUUUGCUUAAUAAUAUAGAAAACGGAUUGAUUUUAGAUUUAUUUACAAUAUGAAAACAUGUCACGAUAGCUUAUGGAAAGUAAACUGGUAACUAGUGGACAAUUUUCUUUCUAGAAAUUGUAUUAGUCUAAUAACAAACUUGUAUAAUUUUUAUAAUUUAAAUAUUUUAAUUAUCUGUACACUUAUUUGAUUCUUAACUCUUUCUAUUACCAAAAAAAAAAAAAAAAUCUUUACUCUUUCACGUUUUGAAAUCAACAAUGACUAGAGAUGACAAUGGGGCGGGGGCGCGGGGCGGGUACCUCAAUUUCCACGCCUCGCCCCACGCUACUACGGGCCGGGGUGGGUAAAACCUGCGCAGGUACGGAGCGGGUCGACCCACUAUUACAUGUUGUUAAAAAAAAUACAAGUAAAUUUUACUUUUUACAAUAAAACGUAGGGAAAAACACUUUAAGAAUGAAAAAUAUUGAUAAUAGAAUGGAUAAUUGAGCCUAACAAGUUGAAAGAUCGACUCUAACUAGUUAAAGAAAAGUCAAAAUAGGAGAAAUAUGUAUAGAUAUUGUAAGAAAUUGAGAUAAAAUGAGUCUACAACGGGUGGGACGAGUCGGAAGUAGAUACCCAUGCCCCGCCCCACGCUGCUGCGGGUCGGGUAAUACCCGCCCCAUCAUGGGUCAGGUCGGAUAAUACCCGCGGGGCGGGUUGAAAUUACCAUCACUAACAAUGACACCUCUUAGUUGAUUCCCUUGGUCAGCCAUUGCAUAGGUUCAUAAAUAAAUAAAUAAAAUUAAACGACAUAUAAUUCAAACGACAUAUCUUCCAACAAUAUUAAACUUCUCUCAAACCACUAGUUAUUAUCAUAUCAUCAAAUAAAAACCAGCUCGUCCUAAUAUCUCAAAUGAUUGGGAGUUUCAAACAUAAAGCUAAAACGUUUUCUCUUCCUAAUUAACAUGCAUGACAUGACUGAUGAUGCUUAGUUUACCAUCCAAUUACACAAAAUGGGACUUAUAAUAACACUUUGAAGUAACA
Messenger RNA from Linum trigynum, 5789 nucleotides. Lineage: Eukaryota; Viridiplantae; Streptophyta; Magnoliopsida; Malpighiales; Linaceae. The record is from the annotation of a GenBank genome assembly.